Exophiala viscosa is the source of this 1215-nucleotide messenger RNA. RefSeq lists its product as uncharacterized. The transcript has a single exon. The coding region runs from base 1 to 1215 and encodes 404 amino acids. Lineage: Eukaryota; Fungi; Ascomycota; Eurotiomycetes; Chaetothyriales; Herpotrichiellaceae. The record is from RefSeq and is a predicted model, not a curated record.
AUGGGCUCCACAACUCCAACGUCAGCAGCUAUAUCGGCACCCCUCCCCAAGCCACCUCGCUCUUUGCUCGAUCUACCCGUCGAGGUUCGAGUCAUGAUCUAUCGCCACAUGUUCGACAACAGCCACCUUACGCUUUUCCUACCUCAGCCUCGUCAAGUCGAUAUUUAUAGAACGCGGUGGGAGCCUCCUCGCAAUUGGAAUAUCGUACCACAAAAUUUCCUACCUCAGCCUAGUCGAGUCAAUAUUUGGAGAAAGCGGUGGGACUUUCGAGGAUCUCGCAACGACACCGUACGACAAAUGCGAAAGAUAUGGGGAUCAAAUAUCCUGUUUGCCUCCAAGACAUGUCUGACUGAGGCCCGACCAAUAUUUUUGCAGGCGGCAAAAUUCGUUUUCCCUGCUGGUCGCGACCCAUGGCGAGAAAAUGACACCCUUCAAGGGAUUACCCAGCGAGAGGUUCAAAUGAUGUCCUCAGUCGCAUUCCAGGUCACCACCAGCUGGUAUGAGCUAGAUCCUUGGGCUCCACGGUAUAUUGACUGCUGGGGAGGCUUGACCAAGUUGAAUAUCGACUACCCAGACGUGGUGACGGAGAUGGAGUUCGAGGUCUGGCAGGUGGAUCUCCCUCUUCCUUUUCUCGUCCGUGAUAGAUGGGUGAAACUGGGUCAUGGAAGCUUCCUCGAAGUCAUGAAGAAGGCGGCAGCAAGAGAUUCAGAGGCAAAAUUCGAGAUCAAGUUUUCUCUGAGAUGCACCAAUGAAUGGCCGAAGAUUCGUGCAGAACUGCUGACGCAGACAGUCUGGGCGACAAAUAUACGGGAAACCGAGAUGAUUAUGGAGAAGCGUUACGAACCGAAAAUGUUGCGUAAUCUUCUUGCGGAGUGGAGUGCAGCCGAGGAGAUAGCCCAUAAGGCAGCGAUUACGGAGGUCGAGAUGGCGAAGGUGAGGUUUGCCGAGAUGGAUGCCGAGUUGGCUGCCCUGAUCGCUGCUGGAGGCGAAGACGAGACGGAAGACGAGACGGAAGAUGAGACGGAAGAUGAGACUGAAGAUGAGAUCGAAGAUGAGACCGACGAUGAGACCGAUGAUGAGACCGACGAUGAGACCGAUGACGAAAGUACGCACGAAAGAGUAUGGACGAGAGUACAGACAAGAGUGCGGAUGAGAGUGUGGAUGAGAUUACAAGCAAGACACACCAGCGUGCGGACAAGAUUUGAACUAUUGUGA